CUUGUGGUGAAUCACGCACAACAGAAAAUUCUCAUGGUGUACGCUUUUCACCCUUAACGUUAAUAUUAGAUAUCUUAUGUAAUUCCGUGACUGAUUUGGAAGAAGUUCGGCAGCAUCCAAGUUGGUUUUGGAUAUACUGGGAUGUGAUCGCUGAGCAAGUCAUGUGCGGGCAUUUUUGGAUGUGUAGUGAUGAAGAGUUAUACCCUUUAGUUCUACUUUAA
This is a messenger RNA of Racocetra persica, 221 nucleotides long. NCBI's taxonomy places the organism in Eukaryota, Fungi, Glomeromycota, Glomeromycetes, Diversisporales, Gigasporaceae. The record is from the annotation of a GenBank genome assembly.